CCAAAUUAUUUUUUAGUUUGUUUUUUAAAGAUUACUACAUAUUACAUAGAACCUGAGAUUGUGUAAUGCAGAAUAUAGAACUUUAGAAGGUAUAAUAGAACAAACAGAUUAAAAUGCUAAGUAAAUUAAUCAGAACUUGGAAUCCAUUUUGAUCACAUAUGGCAAAAAACUUUGACAGUGUUAAACCCAAUGAAGCCAGCAGAUGGCAGCAUUAUGAAUGAAACGGACCUCACUGGACCCAUUCUUUUUUGCGUAGCCCUGGGAGCCACCUUGCUUCUGGCAGGGAAAGUUCAGUUUGGUUAUGUGUAUGGCCUGAGUGCCAUUGGCUGCCUUGUGAUUCACGCCUUACUGAACCUGAUGAGCUCUUCAGGGGUGUCAUACGGCUGUGUGGCCAGCGUGCUGGGUUACUGCCUGCUCCCCAUGGUCAUCCUGUCUGGCUGUGCCAUGUUCUUUUCACUGCAGGGCACCUUUGGAAUUGUGUCAUCACUGGUCAUCAUCGGCUGGUGUAGUCUCUCAGCUUCCAAGAUUUUCAUUUCAGCCUUGGACAUGGAAGGACAGCAGCUUCUUGUUGCCUACCCUUGUGCCUUACUUUAUGGACUUUUUGCCCUCCUAACAAUUUUCUGAAAACUGUUUGAGAUGGCAUUGCAAGACUCUAUUUGUUUGCUAUCCAGAUUAUUUUGGAACUAUAUUAACAUUCAGAUUUCGUGAUAUGAUUUCUGUUUUAUUGCUUUUGAGAGAGUAAUAAGCAGAGAGACAAAGCAGCACUUAAGCAUGGUGCUCUAAUAGCCUGUUGGUUUGAAUGAUGUUUUGCUUUUGAGUUUGAUGCAUUAAAACAUUUCAAAAUACUUAAAAAGGGAUACGGAUGCUGUACUGAUCGACCCUGCUUUUCUCAAUAGGUGUAUUUCUGAGAUACCGUAAGUAAAUAAAACCAUGUUUACUAAAAGAAAAUCUCUAGUAAGCCUUUUGAGAAACUUGCAUGGCAGCUCAAGCUGUGUGCAUGUGCCUAAAAAUUGCACCGUUUUGUACCUUUGGAGAGUUCAGUGGUUUUUAUGUAGGAUUUUAUUUACCCAAAGUCUCAAAGAACCUCUCCCCUUUCAAUAAAUAGUUUUAAUAACU
This is a messenger RNA of Cebus imitator (Panamanian white-faced capuchin), 1116 nucleotides long. RefSeq names its product Yip1 domain family member 7 (gene YIPF7). The transcript has 4 exons. Lineage: Eukaryota; Metazoa; Chordata; Mammalia; Primates; Cebidae. The record is from RefSeq and is a predicted model, not a curated record. Gene Ontology annotation, cellular component: trans-Golgi network; membrane. The coding region runs from base 190 to 624 and encodes 144 amino acids. Gene Ontology annotation, biological process: endoplasmic reticulum to Golgi vesicle-mediated transport; vesicle fusion with Golgi apparatus.